Messenger RNA from Lichtheimia ornata, 1539 nucleotides. RefSeq lists its product as uncharacterized. The transcript is spliced from 6 exons. The record is from RefSeq and is a predicted model, not a curated record. Lineage: Eukaryota; Fungi; Mucoromycota; Mucoromycetes; Mucorales; Lichtheimiaceae. The coding region runs from base 1 to 1539 and encodes 512 amino acids. Gene Ontology annotation, molecular function: DNA-binding transcription factor activity, RNA polymerase II-specific; protein dimerization activity; RNA polymerase II cis-regulatory region sequence-specific DNA binding. Gene Ontology annotation, biological process: positive regulation of transcription by RNA polymerase II.
AUGGGCCGCAAAAAGAUCAAAAUCCAACCCAUCAAGGACGACCGUAAUCGUCAGGUCACCUUUUUGAAAAGAAAGCAAGGUCUCAUGAAGAAAGCGUACGAGUUGAGUGUCCUGUGCGAUUGCGAGAUUGCCCUGAUCAUAUUCAACUCGAGUGGCAAGCUUGUGCAGUAUGCGAGCACCGAGAUUGACAAGAUCCUGCUCAAGUACACUGAUUACAACGAGCCACAUGAGAGCAAAAACAAUCGUGAUUUUGUCAAUCUUAGCGAACGAGACGAAGAGCAUGUCAAGGAAGACGAUGAUGGAUUGGAUAUGGAACAGGCUUCUGGACCAGAACAAGAAUUAAAGGGGUCGUCGUCAAGCGACAAUUUGCCCAUGGCUACCGUUCCUACGCAGGCACAAUAUCCACCACCACCACCACCUCAUCAUCAUCAACCUACACCUCCGCAACCAUCCAUGAUGCAUAAUCAGCCACCACAGAGUAUGAUGGGAGGAAUGGGUCAUCAUCACCAAGUAUCGCCACACAAUCAUCAUGGAGCAUCUCCUGCUAUGUAUUAUCAUGAACAAUCACAUCAACGUGGUCAUUACGGCAUGCAUCACCCCCAACAUCAAACGCCACAACAUCGAAUGUCGCCUGGUUAUGAGGUAUACGGUAUCCAACAUACGCCACCGCCACCACAGCCACAUCCAAUGUAUAUGAUGCAGCACCAUAGUCCCGCUCCUGUUCCACCAGGUCCUCCUACAUCGAGCAUGCCAAUGCAAUAUGGAUCACAUCCUGCACAUCAUCCAAUGUAUGCAUCCAAUGUUCGUAUGCAAAUGCCUCCUCCACAACCACAACCACAGCAACAACAACAACAACCAGUGGUAUCAGCAGGAUCACCAGCUCUUCCUGUUCCAUCAUCGGCUAUGCAGAGUCCUAAUUAUACAACACAACCCCCAGCUCCUUCUCAAAGUGGUGAUCAACAGACUCAGAGUCCUCUUCAAUCAGCCUCUAACAUGCCUAGUCCAACACCAUCUGCAACGAGUCAUCAUAGCCAUGGGAAGAGUAAAGCACCACCCAAGUUAAGAGUACAAAUCCCUGGUGAUUCACCCAAGCAGCAGCAACCAUCGGUGUCUACGGCAUCUACAGGAAAUGAACAAGAGGAAAAGGCGAUUAAAAGCGAAGAAGGAUCACAAGAAAAGCGAAACAACAUAGCAACGACUUCAGCUGAACAAAGUGCAGGGAUUGGACCACCAUCUGCAUUACCAUCUCAGUUUGCUCAAAAUCUAUUUUCGCCUACAACUUUCUAUCCAGAAUUCUAUCAACAGAAUGAGUUACCAAGUCCUCUCAACUUUUCAGCAACACCUACAGCAUCUCAUGCAUUCAAUUGGCCAGCACCUUCAUCCACUGCUGGGUCAGCACGAGAUUAUAAGCCAUCACCACUCGCACGACAACAGGAGACAAGCAACGAUGCCAAACGACCUGCUAUAGAUAAUGAAAAAGAGGAUGAUGGUAACGAUGACAAUGAAUCAUCAGCGACAAAGAAGGCCAAAGUAGCGUAA